Pseudozyma flocculosa PF-1 is the source of this 1764-nucleotide messenger RNA. RefSeq lists its product as uncharacterized. The record is from RefSeq and is a predicted model, not a curated record. The transcript has a single exon. The coding region runs from base 1 to 1764 and encodes 587 amino acids. Gene Ontology annotation, biological process: mitochondrial transmembrane transport. NCBI's taxonomy places the organism in Eukaryota, Fungi, Basidiomycota, Ustilaginomycetes, Ustilaginales, Ustilaginaceae.
AUGUCGGCCUCUUCGCGCCACCAUCGCGCCGCCGAGGCGCACCGCUUCGACAGCAUCGAGCCCGAGGCCUUCCCCUCGAUGGCAUCCACCAGCCUCGAACAUCCUCGCCGCCACCAGCCCGUAGCGUCCACCUCGUCCGUCACCCUCGACGACCACGAUGGCUCUCCAAAGCCACGACCACGGAAACCCGUCACCCGCUCAAAGAAGGCCAUCGCCGCGGUAACGGGCGCCGUCACCACCUCGCUCCUCAUGACCCCCUUUGACGUCAUCAAGACCCGCCUCCAGACACAGUCGGCCCCCGAGCCUCUCUUCGUACCCUCGAGCCACCUGCCCACGACUGCAUUCAGCGCACCCCAUCCCACUCCCGCCGCAUCAGCGUCCGCUUCAGCCUCGACGGCGGCAUUAUCGCCCUCUUCGGCAGCCGCUCGUGCAGCCACCGCAUCGAGGUACGCCGGCAUCGGGUCCAUGGGGGCGCAUCCCGCCACCUGCUGCCAGCAGACCUUCUUCACCGCCAACAGCCAGGAGCAGUCCUUGACAUGUCGGUACGAUCCGAGGCAGCCCUCCUCGUCGUCCUCGACCGCACACAAGCAGUCCCGCUCGCUCCGUGCGGCGACGAGAUCCUCGCUCUCACACUCUGCCAACCACACCUCCUCGUUUUCGGCCUCAGCCACGCCACGCUCCUCGGUCCGCAUCCUCCCCUCGCCUCCGCCGGCACCCAACGCCUACACCCAUCCGAGCCCAUCGGCGACCAUCGCCAACGGCGCAUCGUCCUGCGCAUGCGCGUUCCCGGACCGCAGCGUGGCGGCCAAAGAGCUCGAGGCCGCCGCCGCGCAGCAGGGGCGCCUGACGGGGCUGUGGGACGGCGUCAUCAAAGUGGGCCGCACCGAGGGCAUCCGCGGGCUCUGGCGAGGGCUGGUGCCGACGGUGGCCAUGACGAUCCCGUCGCAGGUGACCUACAUGACGUGCUACGACUACUUCCGGUCGAUCCUGCUGGCCAACGAGGACAUUGCCGAGGUGCAGGCGCACUUCGAGGAGCGCUCCCAGUCGCAGUCGAGCGACGGCACCGUCAAGCGGACACCGUCGCUAUCGGCCAUUACGCCGCACUCGCUCAUAGCCUCGCUCGUGGCGGGAGCUACGGCGCGCGGCAUCUCGGCCACGCUCGUCACGCCCCUCGAGCUGAUCCGGACGCGGCAGCAGUCGGCGCCGCGGUCGAGUUCGUCGCUCACCUCGAUCCUCGGCACGCUGGUGCACGAGAUGCGCACCUCGCGCGAGGGACCGUUGAUCCUGUGGCGCGGCCUGUCGCCGACGCUGUGGAGGGACGUCCCCUUUUCCGCCAUCUACUUUGCCGGCUACGAGUCGUGCAAGCGCAUCCUCACCGGCGGCGGGUUGGGAGAGGGCAAUGCGCAGGGGAGCGGCGAAGAGUUUGGAAUCGCCUUCUUCAGCGGCGCACUGAGCGGUAGCGUCGCUGCCGUCGUGACGCAUCCUUUCGACCUGGUCAAGACGCGUCUGCAGGCCGACCACGUCGUCGUCCCUGGCGGUCGAGGGGGCGAGGACAAGAGGCUCUCUGCCACGCUGCGCGCACGCGGUGGGGGCGGUGCCAAGCACGUCGGCGUGUUCGGGACCAUGAAGCAGAUCCUGCACAAGGAAGGUCUACCGGGCCUCUUCCGUGGUCUCAGCCCUCGCACCGCCAAAGUCGCCCCGGCUUGCGGCGUCAUGAUUGCCAGCUUUGAGGUCGUUGGCCGCUUGCUCAGCGAUAUCGACUAG